AUGAUCACGUACAUCCUCCUCGUCUCGCGCCAGGGCAAGGUACGCCUGGCGAAAUGGUUCACGACGAUGCCGCAGAAGACCAAGGCUAAGAUCAUCAAAGACGUCACGCAGCUCGUCCUCGGUCGGCGGACGCGCAUGUGUAACUUCCUCGAAUACAAAGACACGAAAGUUGUAUAUCGCCGAUAUGCCUCGCUGUUCUUCGUCUGCGGGAUCGCUUCGGGGGAUAAUGAACUGAUAACGCUGGAGAUCAUACAUCGAUACGUCGAGGUGCUGGAUCGAUACUUUGGGAAUGUCUGUGAACUCGACCUCAUCUUCAACUUCCAGAAAGCUUAUGCAAUACUCGACGAGCUCAUCAUCGCAGGAGAGCUCCAGGAAUCAUCGAAGAAAUCUGUCCUCCGGGUGGUAACACAAUCUGACAGCAUAGAAGAACAAGAGAACAGCGAGGACACAAUGGCUAGGUUGGGAAGCCUCGGUUCGAGGGGGCCGUAG
Messenger RNA from Laetiporus sulphureus 93-53, 489 nucleotides. Its product is annotated as Adaptor protein complex sigma subunit. Lineage: Eukaryota; Fungi; Basidiomycota; Agaricomycetes; Polyporales; Laetiporaceae. Gene Ontology annotation, biological process: protein transport; vesicle-mediated transport. The transcript has 7 exons. Bases 1 to 489 code for a protein of 162 amino acids. The record is from RefSeq and is a predicted model, not a curated record. Gene Ontology annotation, cellular component: AP-1 adaptor complex; intracellular membrane-bounded organelle. Gene Ontology annotation, molecular function: clathrin-cargo adaptor activity.